AUGGAAAAACUCUGCAGUGUAAAUGAAGGAAUGCCUGAGAAUCAAGGAAAGAUGGAAAAUGAACAACCUCAGAAUGCUGCAAAGCCAGAAGUAGCUGAUACGCUGGAAGACAAGGAAAAGUUAAAAAAUGAAGGAAAGAUAGAAAACAGGGGAGAGACAGAAGAUGAGGAAAUACUAGAUAAGGAGAAGCCAGAGAAGGAGGGAAAACCAGUGAUAGAGGGAAAGUCAGAGAGCCAGGGAAAACCAAAAGAAGAAGGAAAAACAGAGAGUGAGGGAAAGCCAAAAGAAGAAGGAAAACCAGCCAUCGAACCAAAGGUUGGAGGAAAGCGCCCAGCUGGGGAUGAUGUGCCCAGGAAAGCCAAAAGAAAAACCAACAAGGGGCUGGCUCAGUGCCUCAAGGAAUACAAAGAGGCCAUACAUGAUAUGCAUUUGAGCAAUGAGGAGAUGAUAAGAGAAUUUGACGAGAUGGCUAGGGUAGAGGAUGAGGUGAAGAAAACCAGACAGAAAUUGGGGGGUUUUAUGUGGAUGCAAAAAAGUUUACAGGACCCCUUCCACCCCAGAGGCCCUAGGGAACUCAGGGGUGGCUGUAGGGCCCCACAAAGGGGCUUUGAAGAUAUUCCUUUUGUGUAG
Pipistrellus nathusii (Nathusius's pipistrelle) is the source of this 630-nucleotide messenger RNA. Lineage: Eukaryota; Metazoa; Chordata; Mammalia; Chiroptera; Vespertilionidae. The record is from the annotation of a GenBank genome assembly.